Nelumbo nucifera (sacred lotus) is the source of this 1461-nucleotide messenger RNA. RefSeq names its product amino acid transporter AVT6E. Gene Ontology annotation, cellular component: membrane. Gene Ontology annotation, biological process: amino acid transmembrane transport. Gene Ontology annotation, molecular function: L-amino acid transmembrane transporter activity. NCBI's taxonomy places the organism in Eukaryota, Viridiplantae, Streptophyta, Magnoliopsida, Proteales, Nelumbonaceae. The record is from RefSeq and is a predicted model, not a curated record.
AUGAAUGGCAGAUAUUCUGCUCUUCCAGUAUCUUCAUCUGUAGAAUUACCAUUACACGAUGAAUAUCAUGUCCAAUACCCAAACCCCAGGUCUUCCCAACAAGACUUCUUAAAAUUGGCAACCCUCGGCGACAAACAGGAUACCGACCAUGGUGAUGAUAUUGAUGACGAUGAUGAUCUUUUAUAUGCCGGAGGCUAUGUUAAAAAUGGGUCCGGAAUCUCUGGUGCUGUUUUCAACCUUGCUACGUCGAUCAUUGGUGCCGGCAUUAUGGCUCUUCCUGCCACCAUGAAAGUCCUCGGGUUGGUUGUUGGGUUUGUUCUUAUUAUUCUCAUGGGGAUUGUGUCGGAGAUAAGUAUUGAAUUGCUUGUUCGGUUUUCUGCUCUUCGCAAUUCGUCUUCUUAUGGAGAUAUUGUUCAAUCUGCACUGGGCCGUCCGGCCAGGAUUAUUUCUGAGAUAUGUAUAAUAAUUAACAAUGCUGGGGUUUUGGUAGUUUAUCUGAUAAUUUUGGGGGAUGUCUUGUCGGGUUCUUCGGAUCAUGUGGGGGUUUUUGAUCAAUGGCUGGGCAGUGAAGGAGUCUGGGAUCAGCGGAAAUUGGUGAUAUUUAUCAUUGUAGUGGUUUUUCUUGCGCCACUGUGUGCUUUGGGGAAGAUUGAUUCUUUGAGCUUGACUUCAGCUGCUUCAGUGGCUCUUGCAGUUGUUUUUGUCGUAGUUUCCUGUGUGAUUGCAUUCAUUAAGCUUGUUGAAGGACGGGCAGAGACACCAAGGAUGUGGCCAGAUGUUGGAUCGAAGAAGGCUAUCAUGGAUCUGCUUGUAGUGAUUCCCAUCAUGACAAAUGCUUAUGUCUGUCAUUUUAAUGUUCAACCAAUUUAUAAUGAGCUUGAAGGACGAUCUCCUCAGAAGAUGAAUCGAGUAGGAAGGAUCACGACUGUACUCUGUGUCCUGAUCUAUGCCUCAACGGCUGUUUCUGGGUAUCUACUGUUUGGAAAGGAUACAGAAUCAGAUGUGCUGACCAACUUCGAUAAGGACCUUGGAAUACGUUUCAGUUCGGUUCUCAAUUAUAUUGUCCGAGUUGGAUAUGUUCUUCAUCUGGUACUUGUCUUCCCUGUUAUCCAUUUCUCCCUGAGGCAAACAGUGGAUGGAUUAGUUUUCCAUGGAUCACCUCCACUCUCAGGGAGUAGAAAGAGGCUCUUGGCUUUGACAGCAGUGCUGUUGGCACUUAUUUAUUUAGGAUCCACUGCAGUACCCAACAUUUGGGUAGCCUUCAAGUUUACAGGAGCAACAACUGCACUCUCACUGGGUUUUGUAUUUCCUUCUCUUAUUGCCUUGAAAUUAAAUCAUCGAGGAGAUAAUUUGAAGCAUGGAGAGAAGAUGCUGUCAUGGAUGAUGUUAAUAUUGGCAACAUUGGUUAGCAUUGUAGGUGUGAUAGGGAAUAUCUAUAGCAUCAAUAGCCAGUCUGGUUGA